AUGGUUCAUUAUAAAAAUCGAUAUUUGAAUUAUAUACGAAGAAAACCAUUGGCAUUAUUGGCUCCAGUUACGUUAUUAUUCGUGGUUUAUCUUUUCUUCUUUUCAUCAUCUAGUCUUACUUCAUCCAAACUGAAAUAUCAAUAUAAUAAGAAAUCAAGAGGAUGGUUUUAUAAGAAUAGAGAUUCUAUAAUAUUGAAAAACUUACCAAAGAAUCAUAUUAGUCAUUAUGAUUUAAAUAAAUUAUCUGCUAGUAAAGAUGCAUUGAAACAUCGAGAAGAAGUUUUAAUUUUAACUCCAAUGUCUAAAUUUUUACCUGAAUAUUGGGACAAUUUAAAUAAAUUAACAUAUGAUCAUUCUUUAAUUUCUUUAGGUUUUAUUUUCCCAAGAACUACUGAAGGUGAUGAUGCUUUAAAAGAAUUGGAAAAUGCCAUGAAGAAAUCUAAAAGAGAAAAGAAAUUAAAUUUUAAGAAAAUCACUUUAUUAAGACAAGAUUCAAAUUCUUUACAAAGUCAAUUGGAAAAAGAUCGUCAUGCUUUUAAAGUACAAAAAGAAAGAAGAUCUAUGAUGGCAUUAGCAAGAAAUUCUUUAGUUUUCAGUACUAUCUCACCUUCAACUUCUUGGAUCUUGUGGUUAGAUGCUGAUAUUGUUGAAACUCCACCUACUUUGAUUCAAGAUUUAACUUCUCAUAAUAAACCAGUUGUUUCUGCCAAUGUUUAUCAAAGAUUUAUUGAUCCAGAAACUAAACAACCUUCUAUUAGACCAUAUGAUUUCAAUAAUUGGAUUGAAAGUGAAGAAGGUUUGAAGAUUGCUGCUGGUUUAUCAGAUGAUGAAAUUAUUGUUGAAGGUUAUGCAGAAAUGGCUACUUAUAGACCAUUAAUGGCACAUUUCUAUGAUGCUAAAGGUGAUAAAAAUGCUCAAAUGGCAUUGGAUGGUGUUGGUGGUGGUGCUGUCAUGGUCAAUGCUGAUGUUCAUAGAGAUGGUGCCAUGUUCCCUUCAUUCCCAUUCUAUCAUUUGAUUGAAACUGAAGGUUUUGCAAAGAUGGCCAAGAGAUUAGGUUAUGAAGUUUUUGGAUUACCAAACUAUUUGGUUUUCCACCAUAAUGAAUAG
Molecule: messenger RNA, 1107 nt
Organism: Candida tropicalis MYA-3404
Lineage: Eukaryota; Fungi; Ascomycota; Pichiomycetes; Serinales; Debaryomycetaceae
Gene: MNN9
Product: mannosyltransferase complex subunit
Exons: 1
Coding region: 1-1107 (368 amino acids)
Biological process (GO): protein N-linked glycosylation; cell wall mannoprotein biosynthetic process
Cellular component (GO): mannan polymerase complex
Molecular function (GO): alpha-1,6-mannosyltransferase activity
Source: RefSeq, a predicted model, not a curated record